Messenger RNA from Colletotrichum chrysophilum, 915 nucleotides. RefSeq lists its product as uncharacterized. Lineage: Eukaryota; Fungi; Ascomycota; Sordariomycetes; Glomerellales; Glomerellaceae. Bases 1 to 915 code for a protein of 304 amino acids. The record is from RefSeq and is a predicted model, not a curated record. The transcript has a single exon.
AUGCUCGAAAGGAGCGAGAAGCUCGGCAUUAACCAGGCCGUUCGGGAUGCCAUGGGCGAAAUCAAAAGAAACAUGCAAGGUCUUAACGACGUGCGCUACUCGCCUCGUGUGGCGAGGCAGCUGCUCAAUGACGAGACGGCGGCCCAGGCAGUGGCCGCAUUGGAGAGAAGAAAUAGACUAUUGGCCAACAUGCUAGACGAUACGGUUUCUAGUCUGAGAUCUCUGGCUACAUCUGAUCUGGAUAACAAGGUUAAGACCCUAGAACUUGUCGAAGUCGCCGCCGCGAAGGUCCAGUUCGUCAAGGUGUACUUGGAGGAUUCCACCAUCGAGGUCCCGGAUCUGGAGAGCAUCGCAAGUCCAACAUCCGAGGAUAUCAAAGAAGAGGUCCCGAUGGACAUCGGACCAGACGAUAGCGCUGUGCUCGGUGGAAUGCCUGCCCCUGAAAACGUCGCAAAUGGUAUUUCAACUUUGUCGCUUCAAGAAGACGGUAAGCCGAAAUCUUCGGAUCCGCAAUCGAUUCUGCCUGAUGCAAUGGAGAUCACCGAAGACAGCCUUCCUACUCAGCCAUCGGAGGCGCCAUCAGUGUCGGUGUCGAGCCCAGCAUCUGGAACACCCUCACCGAAGCUCCAGCGGCCUCAACCGCCGAUCCCAACUCGAUCAACUCUCGCACAGUCUUCGUUCUCUUGGAUGCUCGAGCCGGACCAGUCGGCGCACUCAGCAACGCCGCCGCAGCUACCCAAGGCUACUUCAGGAGGUAACCACAAGAAGCGGCCUUCUGGGAAUAUCAGCAGAGAGCGCAACGCAUUUCUCUUUGGCGAGGUUGUGGCCGGGUCAGAGGACCAGAGCAAACCGGUCAAGUCGGACGAUAUUUUUGGACUACAGCCGAUGGGCAAGUCGAAGUCCCCUUUUGCAUGA